Molecule: messenger RNA, 1369 nt
Organism: Sarcophilus harrisii (Tasmanian devil)
Lineage: Eukaryota; Metazoa; Chordata; Mammalia; Dasyuromorphia; Dasyuridae
Gene: MCAT
Product: malonyl-CoA-acyl carrier protein transacylase
Exons: 4
Coding region: 2-1171 (389 amino acids)
Molecular function (GO): transferase activity
Source: RefSeq, a predicted model, not a curated record
CAUGGCGGCCCGGUGGCGGCUCGGCGGCGGGGCCUCCGGCGCGCUCGGGCGGCGUCUCUGGUGCUCGCGAGCCCGGGACCCCGCGGGGCCGCCCCCGCCCGCGGUGGAGGACGUGGCGGAGCUGCUGAGGGACGCCACGCUGGGCCCGGGCUCCAAGGCGGGGGCCCGCCCCCGGCGGAGCCCCGGGACCACCUCGGUGCUGCUCUUCCCGGGCCAGGGCAGCCAAAGCGUCGGCAUGGGGCGCUCGCUGCUCCGCUACCCGAGCGUGCGCGCGCUCUACGAAUGCGCCGCGCGCGUGCUGGGCUACGACCUGCUGGAGCUGAGCCUGCGCGGGCCGCGCGAGGAGCUGGAUCGCACCGUGCACUGCCAGCCCGCGCUCUACGUGGUCUCGCUCGCCGCCCUGGAGGCGCUUCGGCACCGGCGGCCCGAGGUUAUUGAGAAUUGUGUUGCUGCAGCUGGAUUCAGCGUGGGAGAGUUUGCAGCCCUUGUCUUUGCCGGUGCCUUAGAAUUUGAAGAAGGGUUGCAUGCUGUCAAAGUCCGCGCUGAGGCCAUGCAGGAAGCCUCCACGGCUGUGCCUAGCGGGAUGCUGUCAGUCCUCGGGAAGCCCCAGACCCAGUAUAAGCGGGCAUGCUUGGAUGCCCGAGAACAUUGCCAGACCCUGGGCAUCAAGCAGCCCGUCUGCGAGGUGGCCAACUAUCUGUUUCCCGAUUGCAGAGUGAUUUCCGGGCAUCUCCAGGCCCUGCAGUUCCUACAGGAGAAUUCCUCCAGGUACCACUUCAGGAGGACCAAGAUGCUGCCGGUCAGCGGAGCGUUCCACACACAGCUCAUGGAGCCCGCUUUGGAGCCGCUGGCCCAAGUCUUAAAGAAGAUAGACAUAAAGAAGCCUUUGGUUUCCGUCUAUUCUAAUGUGGAUGGCAAUAAGUACAUGCACGCCAACCACAUCCAGAAGCUGCUGGUGAAGCAGGUCGUGUGUCCCGUGAAGUGGGAGCAGAUCAUGCACGCCAUCUUUGAACGGAAGAAGGGGACGGACUUCCCGCAGACCAUUGAAGUGGGGCCUGGGAAGCAGCUGGGGGCCAUGCUCAAGAACUGUAACCUCAAGGCUUGGAAGGCCUACAGUCACGUGGAAGUGACGGAGGAAGAGGAGCAGGAUGAGGAGCCCCUGGCCGGCUAAGCCAAGCCACCUGUCACCGUUGGGAUUGGUUGGAAGGGCAGGGCCAGGAUUGGGCUGCUGUUGUGUCAGGGGGGCUGGGGCCACCCCGCGGCCUCUGUCGGAGGGAGUCUCCCUCCCUCCCGAGUCCGCUGUCUGGAUCAGCUUUGGGCUGGCAGACCUCAAAGAGAUGUAAAAAUAGAACGUGUUCUGAGCCCAUCA